Cololabis saira (Pacific saury) is the source of this 1476-nucleotide messenger RNA. It is a transcript of the gene stn1, whose product is annotated as STN1 subunit of CST complex. Lineage: Eukaryota; Metazoa; Chordata; Actinopteri; Beloniformes; Belonidae. Bases 1 to 1278 code for a protein of 425 amino acids. The transcript has 9 exons. Gene Ontology annotation, biological process: nucleotide-excision repair; double-strand break repair via homologous recombination; DNA replication. The record is from RefSeq and is a predicted model, not a curated record. Gene Ontology annotation, cellular component: site of double-strand break; chromosome, telomeric region; DNA replication factor A complex.
AUGCAGGUGGGGGAGCCCGGACCGGGGCCCCCCCGGGACCUCCAGAACCCCCCAGGGGCCCCCAUGGACCCCCCUGAGCCCCCAGACCUCUCAGAACCCCCCUCCCAGCUGUGGGGUCUGGACCCGCUCUUCUCCGCCUUCGUCCGGCUCUUCGUCUCCGACAUCCUGGACAUGACGGAGUCCACGCAGGUCCCAGGAAUCUUCUUCUACAACUCCCGUCCCGUCUACAAGGUGGACGUUCUGGGAACCGUCGUGUUCAGGAGAGAGAGAGACGACUUCUACUGCUACGGAGUGGACGACGGGACCGGAGUGAUUAACUGUCUCUGCUGGAAGACGGAGCUGAUGAGGGAGGACGGUUCUGGUUCUGGUUCUGGUACCGGUGCUGGUACCGGUACCAGAACCAGCACCAGCACCGGUACCACCCAGGGCGGGUUCAACGCCGGCGCCGAGCUGACCCGGCUGAGACGGGCCCAGCAGAACCGGAGCCGGCUGGAGAUCGGGGAGCUGAUCCGGGUCAGAGGAGCCGUGAAGACCAACCGGAACCAGAACCAGAACCAGAACCAGAACCGGGAGAUCACGGCCUCGUGCUUCUAUAAGGUGGACGACCCGGUUCUGGCGGUCCAGACGUCCUGGAUGUUGGAGGUUCCGGAGCUUUACCGGACCUGCUACGACCGCCGGUACCAGCUGGGGCCCGGCACUGAAACACCCGUUUCCACGGCGACGGCGCUGCUCAAGGACUUCCUGCAGCAGAGGUCCGUGACCCGGUUCAGACCCUACGACGUCCAGGACCUGCUGCAGCCCCUGGUCCCGGUUCUGGUCCCGGUCCAGACAGACCCGGUCCAGCCUCCGGCAGCAGAACCGGAUCCCGGUUCUGGUCCAGCCGGUCGUGUCCAGGAGCCCGGUUCUGGUUCCGGUCCUGGUUCUGGUUCUGGUUCCGGCCCGGCCCGGGCCCAGCAGCUCCGCCAGCUGCUGCAGGAGGUUCUGCAGGUUCUGCUGGACCAGGGAGUCGUUUACCGGCGGGUCAAGUCCCAGGACGAGGUUUACCACGUGACGGUCCAGGACACAGAUCUGCUCAUGGCGGUUCAGGACGUGAUCAGGGAGGAUUCAAGGAGAGAUAAAUACCGGGACACCGGCGUCCACGUCCUGCAGGUUCUGUCCUCGGUCCGGCAGCGCUACAGUCUCAACGUGACCCGUCCAGCCCUGGACCUGGUCCUGCAGAACCUGGAGGCCCGGAGUGACAUCAUCAGCACCAGAGACCAGUACUACACGGCCCUGUAGAGACCAGGACCAGGACCAGGCCGGCGCCAGCAGCCGUCUGGGACGUGGACAUGUUGUUUCUUGAGUCUUCACCAAUGAACGUUUGUUCCCUGCUGAUUUGAGAUGAAUAAGAUGCUGAUCUGGUUCCUGGAGGCAGCAGGGUCUCCAGGGUACCAGGGGUCUCCGGGGUACCAGGGGUCUCCAGCGUACCAGGGGUCU